Molecule: messenger RNA, 1512 nt
Organism: Cyphellophora attinorum
Lineage: Eukaryota; Fungi; Ascomycota; Eurotiomycetes; Chaetothyriales; Cyphellophoraceae
Product: putative transporter
Exons: 8
Coding region: 1-1512 (503 amino acids)
Biological process (GO): transmembrane transport
Cellular component (GO): membrane
Molecular function (GO): transmembrane transporter activity
Source: RefSeq, a predicted model, not a curated record
AUGGACAAGCCCACCACUACACAAGAUUCUAGCAGCGACCAAUCGCCUUCUGACCACGAGAAGAACUUGGACCAGAGGCCUCCCGAUGGCAUCGCACAGCUCAACGAAGAGGUCCCUGAUCCGGAUGCAGGACUGAGCGAAGAGGAGCGCAAGAAACUCGACAGAGCUCUGUUAUGGAAACUCGAUGUCAGACUCAUCCCAUGGCUUUGCCUGCUCUAUCUUAUCAGUUUCUUGGAUCGAACGAAUAUCGGCAACGCAAAGAUCGAAGGACUCCAACAGGAUCUCAAGAUGUCCAACAACCAGUACAACAACACGUUGACAAUAUUCUUCAUUUCAUAUGCUCUCUCAGAACCAUUGACCCAGAUUCUCCUCAAGAAGUUCCGACCUAGCAUUUUUCUACCGGUCACGAUGAUACUAUGGGGUAUUUGCAUGACGACUAUGGGCUUGGUCCACGAUUAUGGCGGACUGCUCACAGUACGCUUCUUUCUUGGCCUUACUGAGGCAGGUCUGUUUCCUGGGGUCAACUACUUUCUAUCUUGCUGGUAUAAGCGAUCCGAGUUCGGCAUACGCGCUGCGAUCUUCUUCUCAGCCGCAGCGCUUGCCGGAUCGUUCGGUGGUCUCCUUGCAGCGGCGAUCGCCAAUAUGGACGGAGUCGGAGGCAAACCCGGCUGGGCAUGGAUCUUCAUUCUCGAGGGACUGGCUACAAUAGUGAUCGCGUUCCUCUCUUUUUGGAUGGUUCACGACUUCCCCGACGAGGCAACCUUCUUGACCGAGGACGACCGCCGCCGCGUUAUCCGCCGUCUGAAGCUCGACCAGCAGUCGUCUGCUGAGCACGAAGAAUUUAAGCUGGACUAUCUGUGGGCGUCUCUGCGUGACUGGAAGACUUAUACUGGGAUGGUGAUCUACAUGGGCUGUGAUGGCGCUUUGUAUGCGUUUUCGCUCUUUCUUCCCACCAUCAUUCAACAGAUGGGUUACAAAAAUACGCAUGCUCAACUACUGAGCUGUCGCAACAAUCACAGUAGCUACAUCGCUGAUCGCACUGGCAAAAGAGGCUACUGCAACAUGUUCAUGUCCCUGUUUGGCAUCAUUGGCUUUGCCAUGUUGCUCGGCUCUGGCGACCCGCACGUGCAAUACGCAGGCACUUUUCUCGGAGCCAUGGGCAUCUAUCCGUGCAUUCCCAAUACCAUCUCCUGGACCGCCAACAACGUCGAAGGUGUCUACAAGCGCGGUAUCAGCUUGGGAUUUGUCAUUGGAUGGGGCAAUCUCAACGGCAUAGUUUCCUCCAACAUCUAUCGUGCCGAAGACAAGCCUCGAUUCAAGCCAGGACAUUCAGUCGUGCUUGCCUAUGAGGCUCUCUGGCUGCUUGGCGGCAGUAUCCUCCAACAUCUGCUCUUGAGGCGCGAGAACGCUAAGAGACUGGCCGGGAAGAGGAACAGCUGGGUUGAGGGAAAGACUGAGGCCGAAAUCGACAAGUUGGGUGACAAGAGGCCUGACUUCCUUUACACUCUUUGA